Molecule: messenger RNA, 8803 nt
Organism: Anarrhichthys ocellatus (wolf-eel)
Lineage: Eukaryota; Metazoa; Chordata; Actinopteri; Perciformes; Anarhichadidae
Product: dedicator of cytokinesis protein 9
Exons: 54
Coding region: 1390-7713 (2107 amino acids)
Biological process (GO): small GTPase-mediated signal transduction; positive regulation of GTPase activity
Molecular function (GO): guanyl-nucleotide exchange factor activity
Source: RefSeq, a predicted model, not a curated record
GUUUUUAAAAUGUAUUUUGACACAGAUGUAACACAGCUGGAUCUAUAUUUUGGGUUUUAUAAUAAGGAUUAUGUUAAACUGAAAGUGUCCCGCAGAAAGAUAGAGACAGGAAAGUGAUUUUUCCAGCCGCUUUACAAGAUUGCAUCUUUUUUACGACAUAUUUCCCGCUUUGCCAUCUUUUGUCUUCCUCAAUGAAGUCCUGAGACAUUUCAAUCAAAAGACACACUCAUGGAUGAAUCAUUCCCUGGCAUUUAAAAAGCCCCUGUAUGAUUAAAAAUGUUGUUGUUCCACUCCCAAUAUAUCUGUGUACUUGGCAGAAAGUCCAGCUUGUGAUCAAGCAGCAGCUAAUCUUUUAUGAAAAGAAUCCCUCCUUAUUUGAUGUCUAGGCCUAAAAGGUUUAAAUCCUCUCAUGUCCUUGAUAUGUUUUGUAAACAGAGGUUUCUUUGAGACAUGAGUCAGGUCACAGGAUUUUCCGCCGGAUUUCAUUUUAUUGCAGUAAAUGUGUCUUUUUUAUUAACACAUUUUUUCAUGAAGUAUUUAAUGGACAAAUGAACAGAUUUUGCUUUCAUGAAGUAUUUUUUUUUAUUGUAACCUAUGCUGCUUUCUACUCCUUUCCACUGUAAUCCUGUGAUUCAUCCAUUUAUGCCAGUGGCUCUGGUUUCUCAGCUGAACUAAAUAAGCAUUCAGCCAUAUUGCUGUUUGCCUGACCAUGGAAUCAGACUCUCCCUCUGGACACAAGACCGCAUUUAUUGUAACCCAUUUAUUCCACAAUUAUUCAUCCGGCUCCCAAAAGGAGUCUCAUUUUUGCUGAGUACAAAAAUGAAAGGAAUUAAUUAAUUUCAUGUGUAGUAAAAAUCGACAUUAUGCAAAUGAGGAAAUGAAAAGAAUGAAGAUGGGAAAGCAUUAACAAACGCACAUAGUGGCUCAAGAGGAGAGUGAGCAAGUGACUUGGUGAGUGAGACAGAAGCACGUGCGAGCUUGCGUUGCACCGAAGCUCAGCAUUGGUUGAAGCUGCAGCAGAGCUCACACAGCAUCCUUCACCCCCCCAUCCCUCGCUCUCUGCUCUACCUCACUCACUUACUCACUGGAUCUCGUCUACUGACUGAAGUAUUUCCACGAGCACAGACCGGGGCAGGCAGCUAGGAAUUACAGUGAGACUCUGUGUGUGUGUGUGUGUGUGUGUGUGCAUAAAUUCUUCCUCCAGCCCUCCUAUUUGGCUCUCCUCUCUGGAUCCUUUUCGCCUUGACACCAGCGCUCUCUCCUCUGGCCAGGAGCUGUGGAUUUGCGGGUUAGAGUUGGAGAUCAUGGACCAGGGAGGAGCAAGGGACAAUCAAGUAAACUGGGUCACUGGCAGACUCUCCUAACUGAUGCCUGUUUGGACCUGGAGGAAUGGGGUGCACCACCAGCACGGUUGUGAUUGAUGGGCUGCGUACCGUCUUAGAGAGGAACUGUACUGGCUACAUCUGUAAGGGAGCAGCUGAGCCCAUUGGGCCAUCUGAGGCUGAGCGAGCGCUGAGCAGGAGAGAGUCGCGUGCAUUGCCAACACCAAGAGUACUUAAGGUUAAGCCGAAGGUGAUUGAGCCGCUGGACUAUGAAAAUGUGCUGGUGCAGAAGAAGACGCAAAUCCUCAGUGAUGUCCUCAGAGACAUGCUGCAGUUCCCCCUGGAGGACUUUGAGAUUUCAACUUUGAGGCGGCAAGGCAGAACUCUCUACCCUACAUUGCCUGAAAAUGCAGAGAGGGAGGCCCAGAGUCUGUUUGUCCAAGAGUGCAUUAAGACCUACAAAUCUGACUGGCAUGUCGUCAACUACAAGUAUGAGGACUAUUCUGCAGACUUUCGACAGCUUCCAAACAAAGUGUCCAGGCCCGAUAAACUGGCUGUCCAUGUGUUUGAAGUGGAUGAGGAUGUCGACAAAGAUGAGGAUACGGCCUCCCUAGGAUCCCAGAAAGGCGGGAUUUCCAAACAUGGCUGGCUGUAUAAAGGCAACAUAAAUAAUGCCAUCAGCGUCACCAUGAGGUCGUUCAAGAGGAGAUAUUUCCAUCUAACUCAGCUAGGGGACGGCUCUCAUAAUUUAAACUUCUACAAGGAUGAGAAGAUCUCCAAAGAGCCCAAAGGAACCAUUUUCUUGGACUCCUGCAUGGGUGUUGUUCAGCAGAACAACAAGGUUCGGCGGUUUGCUUUUGAGCUGAAGAUGCAGGAUAAGAGCACCUACCUGCUGGCCUCAGACAGUGAAGGAGAGAUGGAGGAUUGGAUCAACACACUCAACAAGAUCUUGCACAGCAGCUUUGAGAUUGCCAUGCAGGAGAAGAGGAAUGGAGACAUUCACGAUGAUGAUGAUCUUGGAAAGUCCGACAGUUCCUCAGGCAGCAUGGACAGCUUUCAGAGCGCACGAGAUAUCGAGUCUAGGAUGAGGAACGAGAUCAGAUUGAAGUUGUUCACGCUGGACCCUGACACACAGAAACUAGAUUUCUCAGGAAUAGAGCCGGAUGUGAAGCAGUUUGAGGAGAAGUUUGGCAAGCGUGUCCUGGUGAACUGCAAUGACCUCUCGUUCAACCUGCAAAGCUGCGUGGCCGAGAACGAGGAGGGACCAACCACAAACGUGGAGCCAUUUUAUGUCACCCUGUCACUGUUCGACAUCCAGAGCGGCAGGAAGAUCUCCUCUGACUUCCACGUGGACUUAAACCACCUCUCUGUAAGGGGCAUGGUGCCCAGUAACACCAGUCAGUAUAUGAACGGGGGAGGGGACACCCACCCAGAGGGGCAACGAUUGGUCCAUGGAGUGCCCGAGGCAGCCAUGCAGUAUCCAAGACAGGGAGUGUUCUCGGUAACAUGCCCCCAUCCAGAUAUCUUCCUGGUGGCUCGCAUAGAGAAGGUGCUUCAGGGGGGAAUCAACCACUGUGCCGAGCCCUACAUGAAGAGUUCAGACUCCACCAAGGUGGCACAGAAGGUCCUGAAAAAUGCCAAGCUGGCAUGUUGCCGGUUAGGCCAGUACAGGAUGCCUUUUGCCUGGGCAGCAAGGCCGUUGUUUAAAGACGCUUCAGGGACGCUUGACAAAAGUGCUCGUUUCUCAGCUCUGUACAGACAGGACAACAACAAGCUAUCCAAUGACGAUGUGCUCAAACUGCUCGCCGAUUUCAGAAAGCCAGAGAAGAUGGCCAAGCUGCCUGUAAUCCUAGGAAACCUUGAUGUUACCAUUGACAAUGUAGCCCCCGACUUGACAAAUUGUGUUACCUCAUCCUACAUUCCUGUGAAGCAGUUUGAUGUCAGUGAGAAGACCAACAUCUUCUUUGAAGUGGAGGAGUUUGUGCCGUGCAUAGCCAAAUGUUCUCAGCCUUUCACCAUCUACAACAAUCACAUCUAUGUCUACCCGAAGAACUUGAAAUACGACAGCCAAAAGUCAUUCACAAAGGCUAGAAACAUAGCUGUCUGCAUUGAGUUCAAGGACUCGGAUGAAGAAGAGGCAGUUUCACUAAAGUGCAUCUAUGGCCGACCUGGAGGACCCUUGUUUACCAAAAAUGCCUUUGCUGCAGUGUUACAUCACCAGCACAACCCCGAAUUCUACGAUGAGUUUAAGAUUGAGCUGCCAACCCAGCUCCACGAGAAACAUCAUCUGCUCUUCACCUUCCACCACGUCAGCUGUGACAGCAACAGCAAGGCCAGCACCAAAAGGAGAGACCUGGUUGAGACUCAAGUGGGUUACGCCUGGCUCCCCCUGCUGAAAGAUGGCCGGGUGACCAUGAAUGAGAGUCAGAUCCCUGUGGCUGCCAACCUGCCUGCUGGAUACCUCAACUGUCAGGAGGGAGCCGGCAAGCAUUCUGUCCCUGAAGUCAAAUGGGUGGAUGGAGGCAAGCCGAUAUUUAAGGUGUCCACUCACCUCGUUUCCACUGUCUACACUCAGGAUCAACAUUUGCACAAUUUCUUUCAUCACUGUCAGAGCAGCGCACCUGCACCCAAGGUGUCCGGAGGAGAACUUGUUAAAUACCUGAAGAGUCUGCAUGCCAUGGAGAGCCAUGUGAUGAUCAAGUUCCUGCCCACCACACUGAAUCAGCUGUUUAGGGUGCUAACCAGUGCCACCCAAGAGGACGUGGCAGUCAACGUCACCAGAGUCAUGAUUCACAUUGUUGCACAGUGCCACGAGGAGGGUUUGGAGCACCACCUGAGAUCCUAUGUGAAGUUUGUAUUCAAGACUGAGCCACAAACGUCCGCCACCACCCGAUCAGUGCAUGAGGAGCUGGCUAAAGCCAUGACCGCUAUCUUGAAGCCUUCCACAGACUUCCUCACGAGUAACAAGCUCCUCAAGUACUCCUGGUAUUUCUUUGAAGCCUUAGUCAAGUCCAUGGCUCAGUACUUGAUUGAGAGCUGUAAAGUGAAGCUGUCCAGGAAUCAGCGCUUCUCAGCAUCCUUCCAUCACACUGUGGAGACGCUGGUCAACAUGAUGAUGCCACACAUCACUCAGAAAUAUAAAGACAACCUAGAUGCUGCCAGGAAUGCCAACCACAGUCUGGCGGUCUUCAUCAAGCGCUGUUUCAACCUGAUGGACAGAGGCUUUAUGUUCAAGCAGAUCAACAACUACAUCAACUGUUUUAUGCCUGGAGACUCAAAGACGCUGUUUGAGUUCAGGUUUGAGUUCCUACGUGUCGUGUGCUACCACGAGCACUACGUCCCCUUAAACCUGCCCAUGCCAUUUGGAAAGGGAAGAAUACUGAGAUUUCAAGAUCUCCAGAUGGAUUAUUCACUGACGGAUGACUUCUGCAAGAACCACUUCCUGGUCGGACUGCUGCUCAGGGAGGUCAGUGCAGCUCUGCAGGAGUUCAGGGAGAUUCGCCAGAUAGCCAUCCAUGUGCUGAAGAAUCUGAUGAUAAAGCACACAUUUGAUGACCGCUACACCUCCAAAAGCCAGCAGGCCAGGUUGGCCACCCUGUACUUUCCCUUGUUUGGUCUCCUCCAAGAGAACGUCAACAGGCUGAAUGUGAAGGAAGUCUCCCCAUUCACCAACAGCCACUCCAACAAUAAUGGAAGAGAAGAUUCACUUCAUACCAACGUAUUGAUGACACCUCCCAGAUCCAGCACCUUUCUGGACACCAGCUUGCACAAAGAUGUUUUUGGAGUCAUCUCUGGCACCUCUUCACCUCACACGUCGUCAACCCCCAACAUCAACUCCGUGCGCCACGCAGACUCCCGCGGCUCACUCAUCAGCACUGAUUCUGGCAACAGCCUGUCCGAGAAGCACAACGACAAGGGCAACUCUCUGGACAAGAACCAGGCUGCUUCAACCCUGGGCAGUACCCUGCUGCGAUGUGAUAAACUGGACCAGUCAGAGAUCAAGAGCCUCCUCAUGUGCUUCUUACAUGUGCUCAAAAGCAUGUCUGAAGAUGCUCUGUUCACAUACUGGAACAAGGCUUCAUCUGCUGAGUUAAUGGACUUCUUCACUCUUGUCGAAGUGUGCCUCCAUCAGUUCAGAUACAUGGGAAAGAGAUACAUCGCAAGGAACCAGGAUGGGGCAGGACCCGUAGCACAUGAGCGGAAGUCUCAGACUCUGCCUGUGUCCCGUAACAGGGCGGGAAUGAUGCAUGCCCGCUUACAGCAGCUCAGCAGCCUGGAUAACUCAUACACUUUUAACCACACCUAUAGUCACUCGGAUGCAGAUGUGUUGAAUCUGUCUCUGCUGGAGGCAAACAUCGCUACUGAAGUGUGCCUGACCGUCCUGGACACGCUGAGUAUCUUCAUCAUGGGAUUCAAGACCCAGCUGUGCUCUGACCACGGCCACAGUCCACUAAUGAAGAAGGUGUUUGAAGUCCACCUCUGUUUCCUACGGAUCAAUCAGUCAGAGACGGCCCUCAAGCAGGUCUUCACUUCACUGCGCACCUUCAUCUACAAGUUUCCUUGCACAUUUUUUGAAGGGCGUUCUGACAUGUGUGCUGCUUUCUGCUAUGAGAUCUUGAAGUGUUGUAACUCCAAGCUGAGCUCCAUUCGCAGCGAUGCAGCCCAUCUGCUCUACUUCCUCAUGAAGAGCAACUUUGACUACACAGGUCGCAAGUCUUUUGUCCGGACGCACUUACAGGUGGUGAUUGCUGUCAGUCAAUUGAUAGCUGAUGUGAUUGGUAUUGGAAGUACCCGCUUCCAGCAGUCUCUGUCAAUAAUCAACAACUGUGCCAACAGUGACAAAACUAUUAAGAACACAGCCUUCCCAUCAGAUGUGAAGGACCUGACCAAACGCAUCAGGACAGUUUUGAUGGCCACGGCUCAGAUGAAAGAGCACGAGAGAGAUCCAGAGAUGCUGGUGGACCUGCAGUACAGCCUCGCCAAGUCUUACGCCAGCACGCCUGAACUACGCAAGACCUGGCUGGACAGCAUGGCCCGAAUCCAUGUGAAGAACGGAGACCUGUCAGAGGCGGCCAUGUGCUAUGUGCACGUUGCAGCGCUUGUGGCAGAAUACCUGCGGAGAAAAGGCAUGUUCAAGCAGGGAUGCUCAGCGUUCCGUGUCGUGACUCCAAACAUUGAUGAAGAGGCGGCGAUGAUGGAGGACGUUGGCAUGCAGGACGUCCAUUUCAAUGAAGACGUCUUAAUGGAGCUUUUGGAGGAGUGUGCAGAUGGACUGUGGAAAGCUGAGCGCUACGAACUCAUCUGUGACAUCUACAAGCUCAUAAUCCCCAUUUAUGAGAAGCGCAGGGACUUUGAGAAACUGGCCCACCUGUAUGACACACUGCAUCGUGCAUACAGUAAAGUGACAGAGGUCAUGCACACAGGAAAGAGAUUGCUGGGCACCUACUUCAGAGUGGCCUUCUUUGGCCAGGCAGCGGGCUUCUUUGAAGAUGAAGACGGUAAGGAGUACAUCUACAAAGAACCAAAAUUCACUCCUCUGUCAGAGAUAUCUCAGAGGCUCCUUAAGCUGUACUCUGACAAGUUUGGACAGGAGAAUGUGAAGAUAAUCCAGGACUCUGGAAGGAUUAACCCCAAAGACCUGGACUCUAAGUAUGCGUACAUCCAAGUUACACAUGUGACCCCUUACCUGGAGGAGAAGGAGCUGGUGGACAGGAAGACAGACUUCGAGAAGAGCCACAACAUCCGUCGCUUCGUGUUUGAGAUGCCUUUCACCAUAUCGGGCAAAAAGCAAGGCGGGGUGGAGGAGCAGUGCAAACGCAGGACUAUACUAACCACCACACAUUGUUUCCCCUACGUAAAGAAACGUAUCGCAGUGAUGUAUCAACACCACACUGAUCUGAGCCCCAUCGAGGUGGCCAUCGAUGAGAUGAGCAAGAAGGUGGCCGAGAUCAAACAGCUUUGCUCCUCCAGUGAGGUGGACAUGAUCCGUCUGCAGCUCAAACUACAGGGCAGCAUCAGCGUCCAGGUAAAUGCAGGACCACUAGCAUACGCUCGAGCUUUUCUGGACGAUGCGAGCGCCAAGAAGAAUCCUGAUAACAAGGUCAAACAGCUGAAAGAGGUCUUCAGGCAUUUUGUGGAGGCAUGUGGCCACGGUUUAGGUAUCAAUGAGCGACUGAUCAAAGAGGACCAACAGGAGUAUCACGAUGAGAUGAAAGCCAACUAUAGAGACCUAGCGAAAGAGCUGUCCAUCAUCAUGCAUGAGCAAAUCAGUCCUGUGGAAGAUGGCAUGAAGAGCGUUCUCCCAGACUCGCUUCAAAUCUUUAACGCCAUCAGCGGCACGCCAACCAGUGCCACUAUCCACGGCAUCCCCAGCUCUUCCUCUGUGGUAUGAUGCCGGCAGGGGUUAGCCUUGAACUUGGCGCCCUCUACACUCGCCAACCAGGCAUGCCGGUGACGCCAUAUUGUCGCCAAUAAACCCGAUCCUCCUUCUCUUCAGUCAGCUCAAAGGGAAACUGACAAAAGCACAGACAACUCUGACCACCUCUCACCUUUCUCAGUGAACAAUGACCCAGGCACUGGACCUAUUUAAUGAUUACACGGCAUGGUAACUGUGCUGGAUGUCUGUGACAGAGGAGGAUCUGAGGAGGAUCCUGGGACCAGAGAGUGGAUCAUGCAGGAGAGAUGAGAGACGUUGCAGACUUUGGACAGACAUAAUGCUUCACCUGUUUCUACCUGAAAAGACUGGUUUUCCAUGGACACUCCUCUUGUGAUCUUUAAUAUGCAUGUCAUUACAUUACAGCCACCACCUUCCCAACAGCCCAUUUUUGUUUAUUUUGAUAAUGUUUCACAUUGUGUUUUUGUAUGUACAGUAUUCCACUUUUAUAAGCCACUGUAUUGAUGUGUCGAUGAACAGUAUAUGCUGCAAACGUUGACGCUCGUCUCCCUGUACAUGAAGUUAUAUUUCUACUAAAUGGCGUCCUAUGACUCAUGUUAGCAUUCAACCUUAAAUCACUUCAAUGUCUUAGAAUGGGAGCGUUUUUAAAUAUUUAAAGCCAUUGCUUACAAAAAAUAUAUUCCAAGUUGUUUAUUAAUGUAUAUAAAAUGAGGAGUGUGUGCAAUAUUUGCAAAGUAUCUUGCUGUAUGGGGCUCAUACACUGUAAAGAGGAUGUUGACCUUCUUGCCAAAGCGAUGAGGUGUCGAACCAAACACUACGCCGACUGUGGAUUUAAUAUAAAGCUUUUACCAUUUUAGUGUUCAUUAUAAUUGUUUUAUAUUUGGGCAGCAAGGUAUUUUUUUUUUAAUUUAACACAAAGUCACUGUUCUGCUGUAAACAGAGAUGUUCCCUAAUGCUUAUCUUUUAAAUAAAACACACUAAUUUCUCUGCACUUUUACUCAUGAAUCCUUAUUUUCAUUCCACAUUUAUUAAAGUUUAUUCUUGUGUUUAUUCUUACAAUUAGUUUGGUUGUGGAGUUCUCUGAAAU